CGAUAAUUUGUUCCGUGGAGAUGAGAACGGUGACUGCUGGCCGUGGAUCCAUUUCACAGGCCUGCCUCCUCUCACCAGCGAUCUCUGUCCCCGGGCCAACUCGGACAGUUUGCUCAUUUAUUGCAACGGUCAAGGCUGGCUCUUGCCAGAGCGGCGCGCGCGCGCACGCACACACACGGGGAAACUUUUUAAAAAAAUGAAAGGCUAGACUCGCUCCUCGCCGCGCGGGCGCUGCGCGAGGGGCUCGGAGCCGCCUCGCUGCAGCAGGAAACCCCCCGACCGCGACGCCCGGCCCGGCUUGGCGCCCGCGUGGGAUGGUGCAGCGCUGGCCGCCGGGCCCGAGAGCUGCUGCACGGAAGGCUGGCGACCAUGGCAGCGCGCCCGCCGCCCGCGUCCCCCGCCCGCGCCCUCCUGCUCGCCCUGGCCGGGGUUCUGCUCGCGCCCCGCGCGGCCCGAGGGGCGAGCUUAUGGGACCAGGGAGGAGCCUAUGAAGUUGCCAGUGCCUUUCUUCUGAACGGAGACCUCGGGAUCCCAGUCAAGGGCGACGGGGCAAAGGAUCAUCCAGAAGUGUUGAAUGUCCACAUGCAACUGGAAAGCAGAGAACUGGUCAUAAAUCUGGAAAGAAAUGAAGGCCUCAUCGCCAGUGGGUUCACAGAAACCCAUUAUCUGCAAGACGGUACUGAUGUCUCCCUCACUCGGAAUUACACGGGUCAUUGUUACUAUCAUGGACAUGUGCAAGGAUAUGAUGAUUCCGUGGCCAGCCUCAGCACCUGUUCUGGUCUCAGGGGACUUAUUAUGUUUGAAAAUAAAACAUACAUCUUAGAACCAAUGGCAAAUGCCACCAGUCGAUUCAAACUCUACCCAGCCAAGGACCUGAGGAGCAGCUGGGGCUGGUGUGGCUCCCAGCACAACGGCACCGGCCACCCUGCGGACCUGUUCCACCCUGCCUCCCAGACGCCUCCGAGAAGGCAUAAAAGAGAGACCCUCAAGAUGACCAAGUAUGUAGAGCUGGUUAUUGUAGCAGACAACCGAGAGUUUCAGAGGCAAGGAAAAGAUCUGGAGAAAGUUAAGCAGCGAUUAAUUGAGAUCGCUAAUCACGUUGACAAGUUUUACAGACCCCUGAACAUUCGGAUAGUGCUGGCGGGUGUGGAAGUGUGGACCGACAGCGACAAGUGCUCCAUAAGUCAGGACCCGUUUACCAGCCUCCACGAAUUUUUGGACUGGAGGAGGAUGAAGCUGCUACCGCGCAAAUCCCACGACAACGCGCAGCUCAUCAGUGGGGUUUAUUUCCAAGGGACCACCAUCGGCAUGGCCCCAAUCAUGAGCAUGUGCACGGCGGAGCAGUCUGGAGGUGUCGUCAUGGACCAUUCAGACAGCCCCCUUGGUGCGGCUGUGACCCUCGCACACGAGCUGGGCCACAAUUUCGGGAUGAACCACGACACGCUGGAGAGGGGCUGUAGCUGCAAGAUGGCUGCCGACAAAGGAGGCUGCAUCAUGAACCCUUCCACCGGGUUCCCCUUCCCCAUGGUGUUCAGCAGCUGCAGCCGCAAGGACCUGGAGACCAGCCUGGAGAAAGGAAUGGGGAUGUGCCUCUUCAACCUGCCGGAGGUCAAGCAGGCUUUCGGGGGGCAGAAGUGUGGGAACGGAUACGUGGAGGAAGGCGAGGAGUGUGACUGCGGGGAGCCCGAGGAAUGCACAAAUCGCUGCUGCAAUGCCACCACCUGUACCCUGAAGCCGGAUGCUGUGUGCGCACACGGACUCUGCUGCGAGGACUGUCGGCUGAAGCCUGCGGGGACCGCGUGCCGGGGCUCCAGCAACUCCUGCGACCUCCCGGAGUUCUGCACAGGAGCCAGUCCUCACUGCCCGGCCAACGUGUACCUGCAUGACGGGCACCAGUGUCAGGGGCUGGAUGGCUACUGCUACAACGGUGUCUGCCAGACCCACGAGCAGCAGUGCGUCACACUCUGGGGACCAGGUGCUAAACCUGCCCCCAGGAUCUGCUUUGAGAGAGUCAAUUCCGCAGGCGAUCCCUAUGGCAACUGUGGCAAGGAUUCCAAGAGCUCCUUCGCCAAAUGCGACGUGAGAGAUGCUAAAUGUGGAAAAAUCCAGUGUCAAGGAGGUGCCAGCCGGCCAGUCAUCGGUACCAAUGCUGUUUCCAUAGAAACAAAUAUCCCACUGCAGGAAGGAGGGCGGAUUCUGUGCCGGGGGACCCACGUGUACUUGGGUGACGACAUGCCGGACCCAGGUCUCGUGCUUGCUGGGACGAAGUGUGCAGAUGGAAAAAUCUGCCUCAACCGGCGGUGUCAAAACAUCAGCGUCUUCGGUGUCCAGGAGUGUGCGCUGCGAUGCCACGGCCGAGGAGUGUGCAACAACAGGAAGAACUGCCACUGCGAGGCCCACUGGGCACCUCCCUUCUGUGACAAGUUCGGCUUUGGAGGAAGCACCGACAGCGGCCCCAUCCGGCAAGCAGAUCACCGAGGCUUGACCAUAGGGACCCUGGUGGCCGUGCUGUGUCUUCUCGCUGCUGGAUUUGCGGUUUAUCUCAAAAGGAGGACCUUGAUCCGACUGCUGUUUACAAACAAAAAAACCACCAUUGAGAAGCUGAGGUGUGUGCGACCCUCCCGGCCACCCGGCGGCUCCCAGCCCGCCCAGGCGCACCUCGCCCACCUUGGGAAGGGCCCAUCGAGCAGACCACCGCACUCCAGCAUCCCAAAGGACAGGAGAUGGCCGCAGGGUCAGAACGUGGACAUCAGCAGACCCCUCAACGCCCUUGCCGUCCCUCAGCCCCAGUCACCUCGGCGAGUGCUUCCACCCCUCCACCAGGCCCCGCGGGCACCCAGCGGCCCUGCCAGACCCCUGCCGGCCAACCCAGUGCUCAGGCAGACCCAGGGAAUGCGGAAACCCAACCCUCCUCAGAAGCCUCUGCCCGCUGAUCCUCUGAGCAGGACAACUCGGCUCACCAACACCUCCAGAACCCCAGGGCAGCAGGAGCCAGGGCUCCGCCCUGCACCCACCAGACCUGCUCCUAAGUAUCCACACCACGUGCCCAGACCUGCCCACGGCACCUGUCCUCAGUGAGGAGAAAGCCGACACCUUCGUUCAACAGUGAAGACAGAAGUUUGCACUAUCUUUAAACUCCACGUGGAGUGACUUUUUGUACCAACUUUCAGAAUUUUUUUUAAUGUUUUAAACACCAUUAUUUCAAGAACUUUGAGCUACUGCCGUUGGUGCUGUGCUGUGCUAUGGUGCUCUGUGUACUUGCUCAGGUACUUGUAAAUUAUUAAUUUAUGCAGAAUGUUUAUGCAGCGCAGUGCGCUGUACUAGGCAUUUUUACCAUCACUGAGUUUUCCGUGGAAGGAAGGCUUGUUGUGCUUUUAAUAUUUUAGUUAACUUGAAAUGUCCUGCUUGAUGGGAGUCUGGACCAGAUGUUUACUUUCUGAUCAAGGCUUUAUUAGAAAGCAGUUCCCUAAUUACCCACUGUGUUUAUGGUACCAGACACAGUUCAGGACCCCUGGUAGAACCUUGAGUGAUUUUCUGGAACCCCCUAGCCCAGGCCAGGGCUGCAGGUCCAGCUGUGCUUGGCCUUCAGGGAGGCCCUGGGCCCAUAUGUGCUAACAGGCCCCUACAGGCUGGACCUUGGAGCAGGGACAGCAGCGAAUGACCUGGUUUGGGGCCAGAAAGCUUUGGAGAGAACCUGGGUUGCAGAUAGGAGUUUUGAGAUGUGGCCAUACCAGGACAGAGACUGGAACAGUAGGCCAAGCAGAAACUUGACCUUGAGCUGAGCUGCCAUGAGCCCACUGGGGGGCAGACAAGAAAGAGGUCUGCAGGAUUGCUCAAGGUUUACUUUAUAGAAACAUCAAGAACUUCUCUCUCUGGCUGCUCUUCAUGGCGUUCUGGCCUCAGCACAUUAUUUAGAUGGGGAACAGUGGUAUUUCUACAAGAACGCCACCACCCCAGCGCUGCAAACCACCAUCUCUGUACUGUUUGGGGCUGAGCAAAUUACCACCUUGUCUUCUCAACUGUAAUAUGACGACCCUGUGUUCAAACAGAUGAGGCUUCCCGUGGGACCAUAAUUCUUUUCAGCUGUGAACUAGUAACCAGAUCUAGUCAAUCAAUUCUUUAUAUAACAAGCUCCAAGGUUCAACUUAUUAAAAAUUAGGGAGAAUCCCUACAGUUACAAAACAACAACUAAGUGUAAUGCCGUGCUCACUGGCACAGACUAUCUGCUGUCCUUAUUAGUACACAUUGGACAAAGAACCACAAGGGACCGUGAAGUUCUCUCUGAGACACCCUAUUUUCUCAGCUAGGCUGCAGGAAUGUUUUUGGCAGAGUUGGAAUCUUAAACACUUGCAACUUACCUGUUGUGCAUCACAAGAUGUGAUCAGGAAACCAAUUUCCCAACCCCAUAUGUUCACAAAAGGCCGGUAGGGGCAAUCAGCCCCUCCAAACAUUUCACUCUUCCAGGGUCUCAUUUCCUGAGAUCCUCAAGAUGCCUGUAUCUAAUAGUAUGAAAAAUACAAAAAUACUCAGAUAAGGCAAAAUGCCAUUAUGUCCCUCACUGUCCUCGGUGAGGUCAUGAAUGACUAGUUUUCACGUUAGAAGGCAAUUGACAACAGUUCCAUAUGUCACUGAGUGUUUCAUGAUGAGACUUCUUUUGGGGUCAUUUCAAUGGUUUUCCUAUGCCUUGAAGCAGAAAGAAAAAUACAUACUGAGAAUCUUGGUUUGCCUUCCAGAAAACAAAACUACAUUUAACUUUGCCAAGUUCCCCCCAUAUAUCUAGGCAGCAUGACUAUGAAUAAACAAAUCCAUGUCUCAAACACACAAAAGGGAACCCAACUCAAAGACAUUCCAACUCUUGUAGCAUGCAUCUGUUUAUUAUGCAAUUAGUUUCUUUAAAAAGCAAAGCUGUGUUAGGCGAUAUUACUGUGGAUGAGAUACAUUCAGAAUCAUUAUAUGUACUGAUGUUACAUUUGGUAAUUGUAUCAAGGCCAAAACACAUCCUCUUGAGAAGUUCACAGACUCUCCUGGCACAUGCAUGGAUGUCGCCUUUCUCCACACCGCGCCUGGCGCUGGCCUUCUUGCCCCUCCUCCUAUCGUACAGAAGAGGGAGGACAGGAACUGCCUUUUCUGAUUUUGUUCUUUCUUAACUGUAAUUCCUGUGCUUUUGUUUCAGAGAACCAGGAAGAGUUUGAUAUUAAGGGAGGUUAAAACUGUGAUCUUUUGCCAUGUCAUCAAUGGCCACUUCGUGGUUAUGGCUGAUGACACAUUUUUAUCUCUACAAUACUAAUUGCUUUUAUAGAGCCAUGCAAUUUAUUUCUGAAUAUGAAUAUAUUUAAACCUAACAUUGCCUUACAAUACAGAUAAUAUCAUUAAAAGAAUACCUCCAAAAUUCAAUAUUUAUCAAAUAAAGCAUAUUUAGCAAUCACUUCCAUUUUAAUGUAACUUAGAAACCAAUAACCAGGGUUGGUUUUUCUUGGUGGGGAUGGUUUUCUCUCACUUUUUUAUAUCCUUUAAAUUUUAAACAAGGGAAACAAAAAUCAGUACUUAUAUUUUAGUAGCAAUCUGAUUAUUCUUUAAUAUUUCUAAAAUACUUCAGAGGGACAAAUAAUAGUUGUUUUGAGGUUUAUAAGCCCAUCACUGAGAAAGCUCAGUGCCUAGACCCAAAAGCAGGCCAGAAAGCUACUCACUUUUCUUCCUACACCUAGCGACAGCUGUAGGUUAUGUGACCCCCCCCCCCCUACAGGGAGGUAUAUGGCCAAACUUCCAGGCAUUCCGUUUAUCUCCUAGAAUGUUCUUGUUUUCCUGACACAUGGAACGAGACUGUAGCAGCCAAGGGAAACAAUGCCUAAUGCUGUCUAUUGUCAACAUGUGCAUGCCGAGGUCCCACGUCCCAGUGGGAACUUCCCCAGCCUACACAUGUGGAUGAUACCACAGAGACCACAAAGCAACAAAUUAAACUACAUGGGAAUAAAUAUUCCUGACUAGUCUCCAAGGAGACAUUAAUAUGCCUUUUUAACUUUAUCAGGAAUUCUCAGGCUGAAACUAUAGGCUAUUGUUCUCUGGCAAAUCAUCCCAACACAUGAAUGCAUUCCCUAAGCCGCUAAGACUCUGAUCUGCAUCAGAGAUCAGAGAGCCUGAGAUGCCCCCGGUGCUGACCCCUCUAGAAUGCCUGGCCUCCUCCCGCCUCUCUCCACCGAUGUUUACCAAGCACUGAGCGCCAGGGUGACCGGGAUGACGGCGAAUGCACAAUGCAUGGGCAGCCGGCACCAGACCUCUGACGGUCCCGCCUGGCGAGGCCCACUUCAUUCCUGCGCUUUGCUGGGCAGCGCUCCGCUAGGUGUUCCAGGUAAAGUCCAGGGCAGACUUACUCCUCAGAGCCUUCCUCACUGAUCUUACCAUGGCUCCAGCCACACACAAGCCACCCAGAGGCACCUUCCACCAGCCCUCCCAAAAAGUCACUCAGGCUUGGAGUCUCACACACAGUGACUGCCUGGUGGGGACACUGCAGAUACCACCUUCUUUCCUCCCACCCAUGCUAGAAGCCAUCUCCAUGCUACCAGUUAUUCCUCAUGACCCAUCAGCAUCCUCUCACCUGAACACAGCAAGCCAGAAGCUAAUAUAUCUGUUUGCCUUUCCCUGUCACCAGACACAAGUGCCUAACUCAGGCCAAACUCAGUGCCAAUGGCCCUCCAAUCUCAGCAGUCAAGUUGCUACUUCAGGUCAGUCAGUGGCUACUGUUGCAGUGCGUGACAGGCCUGCAAAGUCCACCUACUUGACACCCAAAGCCCAACAUCCUCCAGGGUCGCAGCUCAGAGCAACCCCACCAGCACCCAACAGCCUCGAGUCCUGCAGAAUCCCUCUCACAAGCACAUUAAUCACAGUGACCUCUCACCUUGUGCCUUGUUCUAAUUAGAAGGGGAAGUUGGCCAUAGAAAAAUCAAUUUAGCUAUGCAUGCAAAAUUCUCUCGACUCACUCCAGAGUUCCCUUUGACAGGUAUUGCUUUUAAACCUGCUUGAGAAUUCCAAUAGUGAAAUAAGUAACACUAAAAGGUUUGUGAGCCCCAUGCUCAGAACCAUUCUGGGCAGUGAAGAUACUUCCCCAAGCCAUUCACCCACGUAAGCGUGGGUGUUUCCCUGCCUCUUGAAGAGGAAACCCCCCUUUUACUUCUGGGACAGUACUGGAAGCUUAAAACCCAGUCAUUAUAAACUCGUUUCAUAUGAGAAAAACUAGGAAAAGAAAUACUGCAAAGAAUACUGUUAAAAUAUCCAGGAAUGGAUAGUGACAGCCAAAAGAUUGAACAAAGGCCUCCUCAAAGUGCCUCAGCUUCCCCAGGCUGAAGGCCCUGUGACCCACACUCAUCUUCCACGUCAUUGUCAAGAAGCAUGUUCUAUGUUCCCUGUAACUCUCCAAGAAAGUAAUUUUUUAGUCAAUUUAACACAUUUAAAUCCAGACAAAAGAAUAAAUAUCAUGUGAUCAUUUUAGUUUUCAAAAAAGUUGAAUCCUUUUUUGUAUUCAUGGUCUUUAAGCAGGUAUCGGUAUCUUCAUAGGGCAGCCAGAGGAAAACAAGAUAGACAGAUAGCGUCCCCCAAGGCUCCAAGGCAGGACAGGUGGAAGCAGAACUAGCAGCUCCCUUAGCUCCUUCUAUCAGGUCAAAUUGGCAGGUGGUCAGGAAGCCUGUGUCUCAAUGUGUGUGGCAACUGAAAGGCCACUCCUUAACAUGGCUACAGGCUAUUUAGCACAGUACAGAUUAAAGUUACAGCUACAUAAACCAGCACAGUCAUUUUGUAGUGCUUCAAUCAUUUAUAAUGCUUUGGUUUGCUAAUUUGUUCACAUGCCUUUUUAUGUUAUGUUCUGUUACUUUUGUAAACAUUUCUCAUAUUGGGGAUCUACAGGUACAC
Sciurus carolinensis (gray squirrel) is the source of this 7899-nucleotide messenger RNA. It is a transcript of the gene Adam12, whose product is annotated as ADAM metallopeptidase domain 12. Gene Ontology annotation, molecular function: metalloendopeptidase activity. NCBI's taxonomy places the organism in Eukaryota, Metazoa, Chordata, Mammalia, Rodentia, Sciuridae. The transcript is spliced from 23 exons. Bases 370 to 3078 code for a protein of 902 amino acids. Gene Ontology annotation, biological process: proteolysis. The record is from RefSeq and is a predicted model, not a curated record.